UCGGCGAGGCGCAAAUAUCAAGUAGUUAUAUAUAGACGCAUAUACAGUAAUAUGUUCAAUAAUUGAUUCUACACUAUAAACACGUCGCUCGUUACGCGACACGCAACUGUUCCCUCCAAACCCGGGGCCCGCUCUGCGCUUAGGUAAGCAGCAGUAGAUGGGGGCCGCACAAAGUAGUAAGUACGCCCAGCCAGCAACAAAAAAUAAAAAUAUAAAACGCCCUUCUCCAUUGCCCAUUUGUUCCCUGACACGCCGGUAUCACCCGUGGCGGUCCCCUAUUUUCCCUCCAAAACGCCGUGCCCAAAAUCCCAGUGAACAUGUAUCAUCUCAUCCAGUUGGUCUUCUGCCCGUCCCAUCGGACCGGCGCCAGGCCGCCGACAAGUACUUGGUUGUGUUGGUGUGUGUGUGUGGUUUUUUGCAGAGGGGUGAUAGUACAGUGGGAUCGGAAGCCGAUGCAUCACCGUGAUAAUAGUGGUAAUAAUAAUCGCCAUCAUCGGUGCGUUGAUGAUGGUGAUGAUGCCGUCGUCGUCGUGAUCCCGUGUUUUUUGGGGGGUUCUAUUUCUCGUCUCGUGGUGUUCGCACACAUCGUUCUCUCUACCGCCGCUAUCUGCGACGAGGCAGCCGGAGGUCCUCGUCACUCAUGCCUCUUCUUGUGCUUGUGCUGCUCCAGAACGGCCCGGGCUCUUCACAUCCGCCUAUGGAGGAAGACGGGGAACUCGAAGCCGUUCUCGAAGCUCAGCGCGUUUCUCCGGUGGUGGGAAGGCACGUGGAUGUUGUCGAAGGCGGCGUCGUCCUCGUCGAGGGCCGACUCGUAGUAGCUGGAGGCAUCGCUCCCAGCGUCGGACACGGGCGAUUGUGUCAUGUCUAGGGGGAUGACGACCCUCUUGCCGUGACCGGGGAUGGGGAUGGGCUGGGUCUGGGAGGUGUUGAUUUGCAUGUUGGUUUUUUGCGCCAUGUUGACGGAUGUUGGUGUCGAGGUUGGUGUUG
This is a messenger RNA of Durotheca rogersii, 987 nucleotides long. RefSeq lists its product as uncharacterized. The transcript has a single exon. The coding region runs from base 318 to 815 and encodes 165 amino acids. NCBI's taxonomy places the organism in Eukaryota, Fungi, Ascomycota, Sordariomycetes, Xylariales, Xylariaceae. The record is from RefSeq and is a predicted model, not a curated record.